AGGUGGAGGAACCUCUCGGAGCUGAGACAUCAGAGCCGACCAGGGGAGAAACGCGUCGUCGGGGUGGGGCGGGCCUGAGGAAACGCUCGGGGGCUCAGUAGCUCUAGCAGUGCCCCGUGGCCGUCCCCGCCCCUCCCCCCUACAGCCCAACGACCGGGAUGCAGACAUCAGAGCGUGACGGGUGUGGGCCGGAGGUGAGCCCCAGCGUGAUGCCGGAGGCCUCCCUGGAGUCUCCACCUGCCCCUACCAAGUCCCCAGCGUUUGAUCUUUUCAACUUGGUUCUGUCCUACAAGAGACUGGAGAGCUACCUGGAACCCCUGAAGGACGCAGGUGACGGUGUCCGGUACUUGCUCAGGUGGCAGACGCCUUUGUGUUCCUUGCUGACCUGCCUGGGCCUCAACAUCUUGUUCCUCACUUUGAAUGAGGGCGCGUGGUACUCGGCAGGUGCCCUCAUGAUUUCCGUGCCCGCCCUUCUGGGCUACCUUCAGGAGGUUUGCCGGGCACGGCUGCCCGAGUCGGAGCUGAUGCGGAGGAAAUACCACAGCGUGAGGCAGGAGGACCUGCAGAGAGUUCGCCUGUCUCGCCCCGAGGCCGUGGCUGAGGUGAAGGCCUUCUUGAUCCAGCUGGAGGCCUUCCUGAGCCGCCUGUGCUGCACCUGUGAAGCCGCCUACCGAGUGCUGCGCUGGGAGAACCCAGCCGUGUCCUCACAGUUCUAUGGGGCUCUUCUGGGCACGAUUUGCGUGCUGUAUCUGCUGCCGCUGUGCUGGGUCCUUGCCCUUUUAAACAGCACACUCUUUCUGGGGAAUGUGGAGUUCUUGCGAGUGGUAUCGGAGUACAGGGCAUCUCUGCAGCGGCGGAUGAACCCCAAGCAGGAAGAGAGUGCCUUCGAGAGCCCCCCACCACCUGAUGUUGGGGGGAAGGGCACCCUGCCCGACUGCACACCUGCGCCCACACCCACAGAGGACCUCACGCCGGGCAGUGUGGAGGAGGCCGAGGAGGCUGAGCCCGAUGAGGAGUUUAAAGAUGCGAUUGAGGAGGAUGACGAGGGUGCCCCGUGCCCAGCAGAGGAUGAGCUGGCCCUGCAGGACAAUGGGUUCCUGAGCAAGAAUGAGGUGCUGCGCAGCAAGGUGUCGCGGCUCACAGAGCGGCUCCGCAAGCGGUACCCUACCAACAACUUCGGGAGCUGUAUGGGCUGCGCUACCAACUUCUCAGUGCUGAAAAAGAGGCGGAGCUGCAGUAACUGUGGAAACAGCUUCUGUUCUCGGUGCUGCUCCUUCAAAGUGCCCAAGUCCUCCAUGGGGGCCACAGCCCCUGAAGCCCAGAGAGAGACUGUGUUUGUGUGUGCCUCAUGUAACCAGACCUUGAGCAAGUGAGAAGAGGGGCCAGGGUCUACCCUGGGGCCAGCAGUAGACCCACUUCCCCACCCCUUGCCCCAUGUGGUGUGUGCUGGGCAAAUGUGGCCCGAACGCUAGGUAGGCCUCCCCUUCCUGCCCUUGCUAUCUCCAGCCAGGUUCUGGAGCUGUUCCCCACUCCUGCAGAUGGCUGGUGAUAGCUGUUCUCAAACCCUAGAGGGGUGAGGAGCCCCUGGAGGAUCUGGCAUUGCCCUGCUCUGCCCUGGCCUGGGCUGGUGGACUCAGGGCUGGGCAGGGAAUAUAAGCUAGAGGGCAGCAGUGAGCCAGGCCUGGUCUCAGUUGGGAUCUCUGAGUAUCAGGGCGUCUCUCCACACCUGGGAAGUCUAGGAGACCAGAGAUCAGAAGUUGGGAAGAGGUUCUCCCCACACUGGGUAUUGAGCCAAGCCUUUGGCCUCUGAAAGCCUCCAGAAGGGCCUGGGAGUGCCAUGCCCAACUCUGCUGUUUGAAUGUCCUUCCAGGCAUCAGAAUCUCAUCAUUUCCCCGUCAGAGAGUGUGGCCAGGGCUAACAAGACCAAAGUGCUUCUAGAAACAGGGUUAAGUUCCCAAGUUCCCCCAGAGGAGGACGUGUCUAGGAGGGGCUGGCAGAGUCCUCGUUAUUAAGCGGGACAAAGCGUGGGGAGCCCCAGCAGCGUAGAGGACCUCCGCCCCACCUUGCGGAGACCUUGACUUGCAGAAUCUCAGCCCAUAUAUUGCCCUGGUGUCCUCAGCCCUUAGUCCCCAGGUAGAUGCUGGGCACUCAGAUCACUCUGCUCCCCUGCUCAGAGCAUAGAGCACCUCUCCUUUGGCCCAGAGCUGUAUUUCCUCUCCCCAGGCCCUCAUCCCAUGGAGUGUGAGACCAGAGCAGAGGUCCUGAAGCCCUUGACCCUUGGGGGGCGGGGAAGUGUAGGAUCUCGCCGUGCUGGGUUCUAGAGUCCAGGGCUGUUCCCGAACAGCACAGUCUCAGUUGUGGGAUAAGGCCAAUUGGGGUCCCCAUCCUCUCUCCAACAAUUUCAUGUUCCCUUUUGUACUCUUAGGGGCUCAGUUUCUCUCCCUAAGCCCUGAGCGGGCUCAGGCACCCCUUCCUUUCCCUGGAGCUGUCCUGCCUUUUCAAGUAUUUAUUUAUUUAUUGUGUGGUUCCUGGGAACAUGUGGCAUCCUGGGAUGAGGAGGAUGGGGGGCUUCUUCUCCCCCAGUACGCUUCCGUGGGUCAUGGGCUGCCUAGGACCCGGAGCCCAUAGGAGGCAGAGAUGUUUCUGUACCCUAAGCAGGGACCCAAGGAGGCAGGUUGAGGAGACAAGGACCAUCCUAGGCCAGCUUUCUUGCCAGGCCAACCAGUCUAGCUAGGGCUGGGCAACCAGGGGCCUGCUCCAGGCCAGGGAGGUGAAGUCCCUGGGGAGCGGACCUUGGUAUACCCCCUUCUUCGGGCUCCUUUAUCCUGGUAGGAGAUGAUCUUUAAGUACCCUGUACUUUAUUUACACUGGAGAGGAACUAAAAGGAUCUCUUUGUAUAUGGAGAAUUGUCAAUAAAAAGGCCUCAAGCUUCUUA
Messenger RNA from Ceratotherium simum simum (southern white rhinoceros), 2935 nucleotides. It is a transcript of the gene ZFYVE27, whose product is annotated as zinc finger FYVE-type containing 27. Gene Ontology annotation, biological process: endoplasmic reticulum tubular network formation; positive regulation of axon extension; protein localization to plasma membrane. The record is from RefSeq and is a predicted model, not a curated record. Gene Ontology annotation, molecular function: metal ion binding. Gene Ontology annotation, cellular component: endoplasmic reticulum tubular network; growth cone membrane. Lineage: Eukaryota; Metazoa; Chordata; Mammalia; Perissodactyla; Rhinocerotidae.